Nomascus leucogenys (northern white-cheeked gibbon) is the source of this 1403-nucleotide messenger RNA. It is a transcript of the gene SRD5A3, whose product is annotated as steroid 5 alpha-reductase 3. Gene Ontology annotation, molecular function: 3-oxo-5-alpha-steroid 4-dehydrogenase activity. Gene Ontology annotation, biological process: dolichol-linked oligosaccharide biosynthetic process; polyprenol catabolic process. Gene Ontology annotation, cellular component: endoplasmic reticulum. Lineage: Eukaryota; Metazoa; Chordata; Mammalia; Primates; Hylobatidae. The record is from RefSeq and is a predicted model, not a curated record.
AUGCCCAGAUUCGGGACUACGAGCGACCAGCCAGCGCCAGCGCGACCGGGACCAAGGACCUCCGCGGCUGAGCGGCGAGUUUGGGAGGGGCUCUGCGCGUCCCCGCCCCGCGCCGCGUCACCGACGUCCCGCUAGGCUGAGACCGGCGCGCGGCGCGCCAGUGGCCGCUCUUCCGCGGGCGAGUGGGCGGUGGGGGCGCCAGCAGCGCAGAAGGCGGGCACGCGGGCCAUGUCUCCCUGGGCGGAGGCCGAGCUCUCGGCGCUGAACCCGCUGCGCGCGGUGUGGCUCACGCUGACCGCCGCCUUCCUGCUGACCCUACUGCUGCAGCUCCUGCCGCCCGGCCUGCUCCCGGGCUGCGCGAUCUUCCAGGACCUGAUCCGCUAUGGGAAAACCAAGUGUGGGGAGUCGCCGCGCCCCGCCGCCUGCCGCGCCUUUGAUGUCCCCAAGAGAUAUUUUUCCCACUUUUAUAUCAUCUCAGUGCUGUGGAAUGGCUUCCUGCUUUGGUGCCUUACUCACUCUCUGUUCCUGGGAGCACCUUUUCCAAGCUGGCUUCAUGGUUUGCUCAGAAUUCUCGGGGCGGCACAGUUCCAGGGAGGGGAGCUGGCACUGUCUGCAUUCUUAGUGCUAGUAUUUCUGUGGCUGCACAGCUUACGAAGACUCUUCGAGUGCCUCUACGUCAGUGUCUUCUCCAAUGUCAUGAUUCACGUCGUGCAGUACUGUUUUGGACUUGUCUAUUAUGUCCUUGUCGGCCUAACUGUGCUGAGCCAAGUGCCAAUGGAUGGCAGGAAUGCCUACGUAACAGGGAAAAAUCUACUGAUGCAAGCACGGUGGUUCCAUAUUCUUGGGAUGAUGAUGUUCAUCUGGUCAUCUGCCCAUCAGUAUAAGUGCCAUGUUAUUCUCGGCAAUCUCAGGAAAAAUAAAGCAGGAGUGGUCAUUCACUGUAACCACAGGAUCCCAUUUGGAGACUGGUUUGAAUAUGUUUCUUCCCCUAACUACUUAGCAGAGCUGAUGAUCUACGUUUCCAUGGCUGUCACCUUUGGGUUCCACAACUUAACUUGGUGGCUAGUGGUGACAAAUGUCUUCUUUAGUCAGGCCCUGUCUGCCUUUCUCAGCCACCAAUUCUACAAAAGCAAAUUUGUCUCUUACCCGAAGCAUAGGAAAGCUUUCCUACCAUUUUUGUUUUAAGUUAAUCUCAGUCAUGAAGAAUGCAAACCAGGUGUUGGUUUCAAUGCCUAAGGACAGUGAAGUCUGGAGCCCAAAGUACAGUUUCCGCAAAGCUGUUUGAAACUGUCCGUUCCAUUUCUAUACCCACAAGUUUUCACUGAAUGAGCAUGGCAGUGCCACUCAAGAAAAUGAAUUUCCAAAGUAUCUUCAAAGAAUAAAUACUAAUGGCAGAUCUGCGA